Ramularia collo-cygni is the source of this 480-nucleotide messenger RNA. RefSeq lists its product as uncharacterized. Lineage: Eukaryota; Fungi; Ascomycota; Dothideomycetes; Mycosphaerellales; Mycosphaerellaceae. Gene Ontology annotation, molecular function: carbon-sulfur lyase activity. The transcript has 2 exons. The record is from RefSeq and is a predicted model, not a curated record. Bases 1 to 480 code for a protein of 159 amino acids.
AUGUCUGAACAACAACUUCCAUGGCCACCAGAGACAGGCGUUUGGAAGACAUAUCCCAUGCACUGCCACUGCGGUACCAUCCGCUGGAACAUCACCAUCUCCCCACCACUUUUCCCCUCCGACGACCCCGAGAAUAAAGGCACAUACGCAGCCGUUGAUUGUCAUUGCUCAUACUGCCAACGAAAUGGAAUCCUACCGAUUCACCCGAAAUCAGCCAAUGUAGUCUUCACACAGGGACUGGAGGAGCGCAAAGAAUAUUUGACGGCGAGUAAAAAGUGUCCGCAGUGGUUUUGUGGGCAGUGUGGGAGUUGUAUUGGGACGGAUUUGAGUGUUUUGGCAAAAGAGAUGGGGAUGGAGGGGAGGUAUUCUAUUAAUUUGAGAAUGCUCAAAGACUUUGAUGUGAGUAAGAUUGAGGUCAAGAAAGUUGGUGGGAUGGAUAUGAAGGAUGCGCCGCCCAAGUAUCCGCCUUUUGAAGUUUGA